This is a messenger RNA of Polyodon spathula (Mississippi paddlefish), 5810 nucleotides long. RefSeq names its product sodium- and chloride-dependent glycine transporter 2-like. The record is from RefSeq and is a predicted model, not a curated record. The transcript is spliced from 16 exons. Gene Ontology annotation, molecular function: glycine:sodium symporter activity. Gene Ontology annotation, cellular component: membrane. NCBI's taxonomy places the organism in Eukaryota, Metazoa, Chordata, Actinopteri, Acipenseriformes, Polyodontidae. The coding region runs from base 162 to 2564 and encodes 800 amino acids. Gene Ontology annotation, biological process: sodium ion transmembrane transport; synaptic transmission, glycinergic; glycine import across plasma membrane.
AUUAUCAAGAAAAUGUCAGGCGAAGGGCACCUUGCUAUGCACUGACGCAAACCAAAUCUUUCCCAUGGAGGUAUAGAAAGCUUUGCAGUUUCAAGAGCUAAAUUCAGUCCAUCUAAAGCCUUUACUGCUGUUUUCUUAUCCUAUCUGUUGCUGCUGCAAACAUGGACUAUUCUGAGCAGAGAGACAUGGCCAAGCAGCCUACGAAGAACCCUGCUCCCCUGAACCCUGGAGGACAGCCUGACAGUACUGCUGGAGCUAUAAUUAACAAGCCUGAACAGGACCAAAACCUACCUUCUGAAGUCCAUCCACCAGCACAACAAGCCAAGGUUUCAAAAUCUCCAUCCAUUGAACGGAAAACAUUGUCGGCAGUUGAAGCCAAACCACACGCACCAGAGGGGAUCACAAUAGCUGGGGCGUUAAAGAACACCAGUCCCGCUCAAGUCAAUUCUGUCACUCGCAAGGAUUCUAUAGAGUCCGUACCGCACAAGGACACAUCUACAACUGUUUAUAGCAAAAUUGUGUCUCCCCACUGCACCGAAGCGGUACCCAAUCAAAGUAUUAUGAAGAGCACAGUGGAGCAAAAUAAUGCCACAGGCAACUGGACAGUUAUGAGCCAGACCACCGUGGUAUUAGGCACAGAUGGUAACACAUCUGUUCUGCCUGGCACCGGCAACGGGGGUGAUGAUGCUGCUGAUGAUGACGAAGAUGGGGAUGAAAACAAAGUCAGAGGAAACUGGUCAAAUAAACUGGAUUUCAUCCUCUCUAUGGUUGGUUACGCUGUGGGUUUGGGAAACGUGUGGCGAUUUCCCUACCUAGCUUUUCAAAAUGGAGGAGGUGCGUUUUUAAUCCCCUACCUGAUAAUGCUGGCUCUCGCUGGUGUCCCUAUAUUUUUACUGGAGGUAUCACUGGGACAGUUUGCCAGUCAGGGACCUGUUUCUGUAUGGAAAGCUAUUCCUGCGCUCCAAGGCUGCGGGAUUGCCAUGUUGAUUAUCUCUGUUCUAAUAGCCAUAUAUUACAAUAUUAUCAUGUGCUGGACUAUCUACUACUUGUUUUCCUCCAUGUCCGGAUAUCUGCCGUGGGCAAAUUGUAGAAACCCGUGGAACACACCAGAUUGCAAAGACAAGGAUAUGCUUUUGUUAGAUUCCUGUAUAUUGCGUGAUAAAAACAUCACAUCUAUUAAAAACACUACCGUUUGUAUGUCUGCCAGUGUCACCAGUAACCUGACCAGGCUCACUAACAUCACAUUGGAAAACAAAACUUUUGUCAGCCCUAGUGAGGAGUAUUUCAAGUACAAUGUAUUGCACAUCUCUAAAGGCAUUGAAUACCCAGGGGACAUCAGGUGGCCACUAGCCCUGUGCUUGUUUUUGGCCUGGCUCAUUGUCUAUGUAUCAUUGGCUAAAGGAAUAAAGUCAUCAGGAAAAGUAGUAUAUUUUACAGCUACAUUCCCCUAUGUGGUGUUGGUCAUUCUGUUGAUCAGAGGAGUCACAUUGCCAGGGGCUGGAGCUGGAAUCCUAUACUUUAUAACACCAAAGUGGGAAAAGCUCAACGAUGCUAAGGUGUGGAAGGAUGCUGCUACUCAAAUUUUCUUCUCCCUGUCUGCAGCCUGGGGUGGACUAAUUACUCUCUCAUCGUACAACAAAUUCCACAAUAACAUUUACAGGGAUACGCUCAUAGUGUCGUGUACUAAUAGCGCUACCAGCAUCUUCGCAGGAUUUGUCAUCUUCUCAGUCAUCGGGUUCAUGGCGCAUGAACUUCAAGUACCUAUUGAAAAAGUUGCUGAUGAAGGGCCUGGCAUUGCCUUUGUAGUUUACCCAGAAGCAUUAACCAGGCUUCCUCUCUCUCCAUUCUGGGCUCUGAUAUUUUUUUUAAUGCUGUUGACUCUUGGGUUAGACACAAUGUUUGCUACCAUUGAGACAAUAGUAACAUCUAUUUCUGAUGAGUUUCCCAAGUACCUGCGUAAACACAAACCCAUUUUCACGCUGGUCUGCUGCGUGUCAUUUUUCGUUCUGGGAUUCCCCAUGAUAACGGAGAAUGGAAUGUAUAUGUUGCAGCUUGUGGAUACAUACGCUGCCUCAUACUCCCUGGUCAUCAUUGCAAUUUUUGAACUAGUUGGAAUUUCAUAUAUAUAUGGGUUGCAGAGAUUUUGUGAAGAUAUUGAAAUGAUGAUUGGAUUCCAGCCAAACAGAUUCUGGAGAGUUUGCUGGGCUUUUGUCACGCCAAGUGCCAACUAUCAUCUCACAUUCAUCCUGUUCUUGAGUUUGUACCAAUGGAAGGUUAUGACCUAUGAGGACUAUGUCUACCCCACUUGGUCAAUGGUGCUUGGAUGGUUGAUGGUAGUGUGUUCUGUCAUUUGGAUUCCUAUUAUGUUUGUGAUUAAAAUGCAUCUGGCCCCUGGUAGUUUCAUUGAGAGGCUUAAGCUGGUCUGUUCCCCACAACCAGACUGGGGUCCGUUCUUGAUGAAGCAUCGCGGAGAACGCUACAAGAACAUGACCGACCCCCUGGGAACCAACUCUCUGGGGCUCAAACUACCACCGAAGGAUUUUGAAUUAGGAACUCAGUUUUAGUGGCACUGUCUGUUCUCUGUCACCUUAUUCAUGUAGUUAUUUAUUUGGUAAAAUCCACAGGAUCGUAGCAUCAUCAGAUCUAGAUAUUUGCUUAUUUUGGGAAAUUUGUUUUAUUACGUGGUUUCUAUAAGUAGUUGAAGCUUGUUACAGUCGCAUAUUUGGGGCAGUCAAUUCAAAUAAUACGAAUAAAAUAAAAACUACAUAUAUUGUCUAGAAAAGCUAUGUGGGUAAUACUGUUCCAGCGCUGCAAUGCCAGGCUGAAUGUCCUUCAUGCCAUUUUUCUGCUUAACUCUAAUUUAUUACAAAACUGGUACAGACAGUAAACAUCUGUGCCCCCUAUAAAUUCAACGACUUCUAUAAAAAUGGUAACUAUAAAAGGUUGCCAUUUACCAGUAACUGUUUAUAGGCUAUAAAUUUGUAUAAAAAACUGUUGGAUAUGUGAAAUAAAUUGGUACUCGUGGCUACCAUUGCUUUAUCCUAAGGUAAAUAACAAAUAUGUGAUUGGUGCCUAAUUCUAUAUUCUCGCAGUAGUUUAUCUGUAUGCUCAGUUUUACACAAUAUUGCUGGUUUUACUCUGACAUUUUAAUUAGAACUACCCUGCUGUUGUAUAGUUCUGCAUUGUAUAAACUAGAUAUACCAUUCUCUUUUGACUAAAGAGGAAAUUAAUUGUGCAUCAGAUCUAUAAAAGCUUCAAUACAUAUUCUCUCUUAUAGAAAUUUAAUAUAGAUGAAUGAUUAUUGAUAGUUUGUACCAUGUAUGUUUAUGAUGAUCUGUUUGCCUCCUUUUUAGAAGAAAACGCCAUCAGAAAAUAUUGAUCUAUGUUUUACAAUUUGCAGAUAUAUCUGAUGGCCAUAUACGCAGUGCAGUGUGUUUAUUGAUUAACAGUACAUGUUGUGAUCUAGUUAAAGGACUUGUGAGUCAUUUCCCCUGACAUAAUAGUGGUUUGUCAAGUAGAAUUAAAAGUAAGCUAAUAAGAGAGAAUCUGUAUAGCUAUAACUGGCAAAUUGUCUAAUUGUUACUUGUACAAAUUUACACUUUUUACAAAGUGAUUUGUGUCCAUGUAGUGCGUACUAGUGUCGUCAUGUCCCUCUUCGUAUGUUAUGAUGUAGAGAUGGUGAGAAUAGAAUAGUUUAGAAACAUUUUUUUCUGAAACUAUUAUAGUUGGAAAUCCUCUAGUUGACUUCCAGGGACCGUUUCUCCAUUAACUUGUCUGUUUGUCUUCAUGUUACAGGGUCUCAGGUAAACUUACGUUCAUAAAUUCAAGAUGUAGUUCAAAGAUCUCCAUUGUAGAUGACUAAUGAUAUUUAGCUCCUCGUAUUUUAAAGCCAUGUGUUACUUUUAAAGGAUUUCUGGAAAAAAAAAAAAAAAAAACUUUAAAUAAAAAAAAAAAACUCAACAACAACAACAACAGGAAGAUUCUCCAUGCUGCUGUUGAAUAUUCUGCGGUAGCUUCCUGUUUCCUGUUACAUUUAGGCCUGUCCAGUUGAAGCCACUUACAGACAGGCAGAACUGCGUCUCAAGUUCGUUUUCAUUUGAAGCAGCUCAUUACCAUACUCAUGACUCUUCAGAGCUGCCUUAGACAAUUCUAACAUAAGACUAAAGCACAGAUUUGCACUUCUGUUGGUAAUGGAAAAAUACACUGUUUGAUUUAAAGGCUUUUUGUUCAUCAGACUUAUUGUUUAGAAGCAACAAAUCUUUAGCUGAAAUAGCAUUGGUGUUUAGCUAAUAGAGCAAAUAGAACAAAAGCCAUUUUACAGUACUGUAACAGCGUGAUAUAAUCAUAGAGCAAACAACAUGUGAGGGAUAUGAACCAUUACAUUUGAGCAGUCAUUACACGCUGUGUAUACAAAGCAGGGAUUGAAAAUCCUUUUUUUUUCUUCACAAUUUUUUCCCCGUUUUGUAGUUGUUAUGAACCAUGGCUUUUAUAACAGCAUCUCAUGUACAAGAUACUGUCCCUCGUUAUGUAUAUAUACUUUAAUUGUAUGUAGGUUUGAAACUGUAAAUUCGUCACCCUGCCAUACUUUGGGCCAUACUCGUAACCCAUUACUCAGUAAAUGCAUUGUAGCUCUGUAUUUGUGUACUUCUAUGGCUCUUGCCAUAACAUGAUUGUAGUCAUUCAGUUGUCAACAAAUUCAAUACCUUUUCCUAAAAACGCUGCUAUGAAGACAGCUUUAAAUGAAGGGCGUUAUAGAUAUGCUACUGUUUAGGGCAAUAAAAAGCACUGUAUAUUUGUAUUCAAACAGCAUGUUUUGUGGAAGUCCAUUAAAUGUUAACAAAACACACAGGGCUACCUUUUGAACCACAGCAAAGGCGCGGCAAUGUUUUGUAGUAUUUCAAACUCUUUAAUAGUUGAGAAGGUUAGUACCUGACACCCCACGUGCAUCGAAGGUGUAGUUCUGCAUCCAUCAACAGUAAAAUCCAAUUUUACACUAGAGCAAAAGUGUAUUAAAUGUGCUUCCUGUUGUUGCACAUUUUGCGUGAUGUCUGUCCUUUCAUAGUUUGUUUUGUAACUCAUCUUCCACUUCAACAGGUACAUUUAGCCUCACCCAGCUCACCCAUCCCAACGUGGUACAGAGUUAAUUCACCGUCACUUUCUCAUUGACGUGAAGGAGAAGGUUAUUUUUUAACUAGAUCACUCUGAUUACACAGUAUAUAGAGUAUGAGUUCAAUUAUUAUUAUUAUUAUUAUUAUUAUUUUUUUUGCCUACAAGUCAACUUUAGGCAGUAGAUAACCAAAGAGGGAAGAGAGAUUUAUGAAGGGUAAAUGUGAGAGACUGAGAAACUGCCAAUCAUGUUUCAUUUGUGUUCAUUAUAUUUGCAACAUACUACAAAAAUACAUCUUCAGGUAGCCAUUGGCCUUAUAGAUGUGUUCUAACUUUAGAAAUAUAUUAAAUGUAUUUAAAUAAAAAAUAAAAUAAACAGAGUAGCCUAUAGUCUGCCAUAUAUAUUAUAUCUCUUAUGUAGUGUAUGUUGUGUCUUUUUGGCACUUUAUUGUGGACCUAUCACAGUAUAGGUUUAAUUCCUAAUUACUUGCGUAAUGUCAUAUAUUUGUGUGUGUUCUCCCUGGGGUACUGCUACCUAUGGAUAUAGAUAUGUACCCCAGUCAGGUCCUAAAACACUUAUUUGCCAUACAUGUAAAAUAUAAAGAUAUAAAUAUUAUGUUUUGAAUAUUGUGCCAGAUGUAUCAUGGUAUAUUACAUGUGAAAUGCAUUAUUUAUUUAAAAAAAAAAAAGUCAUUAUUCUUGAG